Molecule: messenger RNA, 1910 nt
Organism: Ochotona curzoniae (black-lipped pika)
Lineage: Eukaryota; Metazoa; Chordata; Mammalia; Lagomorpha; Ochotonidae
Gene: ZNF35
Product: zinc finger protein 35
Exons: 3
Coding region: 199-1779 (526 amino acids)
Source: RefSeq, a predicted model, not a curated record
CCCAGCAGGUGCAGACUCUCUGGACUCCUGACAAGUCCCUGCUCUCAGCUCACAAGUGUUUUCUGCUUUCUCAGUAGACUGUUUAUCUGGGCCCCGAGAGGAAAUUCCAGCAGAAGCUUUUGAAGUUUGCAGGUUAGAUGGGGUUUGGCCUCCGCUGGGCGUCCCGAGCUCGUGCAGUGCCUCCACUGAACAGAGAAGAUGACUGCAGAGUUGAGAGAGCCCGUGGCUCUGACACCCUGGAGCCUCGUGAAGGUCAAGGAGGAGGAGAACGAAGAAGAGGAAAGCUACUUGAGUCAGGCAGCCAGCCAGCCAGCGAGUGCUGAGAGCAUCCCCACUUGGGCCCCCGUGGAGGACUGCCCGCCAGGCCUCCAGGUGGCAGGAGAGGAGGAACAGGGCCGGAAUGUGUUCUGGAACAGGGCAGUAGUCCUGAAAACAACGCAGGACGCACCUGCUGCCCUGCCCCUCAGCGGUUCCUCGUUACCGGGGACCCUGUGCAGAAGCGAGACGCUGGAGAGCCACGGGGGCAGGAACUGUCUCGGUGCUGAGACGAAGAACUCACAGUUACUGGUUCCAAAAACUGAGAAAUGUGACGAAGCUGAAAAAGCACUCAUUGUGACAGGAAGGGUGCAGAGGGCUGAAGGACCUGAGUCGGGAGAAGCCUGCGGGAAGGGGAGCUUGGGAAAGAGGCAGAGAAUAAAGAAGGAAAGGAAGGGCUUCGGACAAGGCACAGGGAGGGGCUGUCACUUACUUCAAGGCUUCAAAGAAAAGGAAGAGCAGAAAUGCAAGAAGCCUAGAGGGAAAUACAGUGUUGGUUCUGGCCCAGCUAGAAACCAGAAAAUCCAUCCUGGGCAGAAGCCCUUCAUGUGCAGUGUGUGUGGGAAAGGCUUCAGUCAGAGCGCCAACCUGGUCGUGCAUCAGCGAAUCCACACGGGGGAGAAACCCUUCGAGUGUCACGAGUGCGGGAAGGCCUUCAUCCAGAGCGCCAACCUGGUCGUGCACCAGCGAAUCCACACUGGACAGAAACCUUACGUUUGCUCAAAAUGCGGGAAGGCCUUCACUCAGAGCUCCAAUCUGACCGUGCAUCAAAAAAUCCACUCCUUGGAGAAAACCUUUAAGUGCAGUGAAUGCGAGAAAGCCUUCAGUUACAGCUCACAGCUGGCUCGUCACCAGAAGGUCCACAUCACGGAGAAAUGCUAUGAAUGUAACGAGUGUGGGAAGACGUUCACGCGGAGCUCCAACCUCAUUGUCCACCAGCGGAUCCACACUGGGGAGAAGCCCUUUGCCUGUAACGAUUGUGGCAAAGCAUUCACUCAGAGUGCAAAUCUCAUUGUGCAUCAGCGCAGCCAUACUGGCGAGAAGCCAUAUGAGUGUAAGGAGUGUGGGAAAGCCUUCAGCUGUUUCUCACACCUCAUCGUGCACCAGCGAAUCCACACGGCGGAGAAACCCUAUGACUGCAGCGAAUGCGGGAAGGCCUUCAGUCAGCUCUCUUGCCUUAUCGUCCACCAGCGGAUCCACAGCGGAGAUCUUCCGUACGUGUGUAAUGAGUGUGGGAAGGCCUUCACAUGCAGCUCGUACCUGCUCAUCCAUCAGAGAAUCCAUAAUGGGGAGAAGCCCUACACGUGCAGCGAGUGCGGCAAGGCCUUCCGGCAGAGGUCGAGCCUCACUGUGCACCAGAGAACCCACACCGGGGAAAAGCCCUACGAAUGUGAGAAGUGUGGCGCAGCCUUCAUUUCUAACUCACACCUCAUGCGCCAUCAUAGAACCCAUCUGGUUGAGUGAUAGGUACGAGUGGAGGCCCUCUCACCUUUGGUGGGAGCCCGUUAGCCCCCCAAAAUGAGACACCCCUUUGCUCUCUGCUAGAAACAAAGCCCAUGGCCUUGCGGAGUUACUGUUUUCAGGAAUGCAGCACA